Molecule: messenger RNA, 1604 nt
Organism: Leptonychotes weddellii (Weddell seal)
Lineage: Eukaryota; Metazoa; Chordata; Mammalia; Carnivora; Phocidae
Source: RefSeq, a predicted model, not a curated record
CGCUGGGACAGAAGGAAGAGGCAGACCCCGAGGCCCAGGCUACCGUCUUGGUGAGAUCACUCUGCGGUCACCUUAACAGAGAAACCCUUAAACCCUCAAAUCUUCCUUAUGUGUUUGAAGGAGACAAACCCCACAAGUGUGAGUUCUGCGACAAGUGCUUCAGCCGGAAGGACAACCUGACCAUGCACAUGCGUUGCCACACCAGUGUAAAGCCCCACAAGUGUCAUCUCUGUGACUACGCCGCCGUGGACAGCAGCAGCCUCAAGAAGCACCUGCGGAUCCACUCGGACGAGCGGCCCUACAAGUGUCAGCUCUGCCCGUACGCCAGCCGCAACUCGAGCCAGCUCACCGUCCACCUGCGGUCCCACACAGGGGACACCCCCUUCCAGUGCUGGCUCUGUAGCGCCAAGUUCAAAAUCAGCUCGGACUUGAAAAGGCACAUGAUCGUGCACUCGGGGGAGAAGCCUUUCAAGUGCGAGUUCUGUGACGUCCGCUGCACGAUGAAGGCGAACCUCAAGUCGCACAUCCGCAUCAAGCACACGUUCAAGUGCCUGCACUGCUCCUUCCAGGGCCGGGACCGGGCCGACCUCCUGGAGCACAGCCGGCUGCACCAGGCCGACCACCCCGAGAAGUGUCCCGAGUGCAGCUACUCGUGCUCCAGCACUGCGGCCCUGCGCGUGCACAGCCGAGUGCACUGCACUGACCGCCCGUUCAAGUGUGACUUCUGCAGCUUCGACACCAAGCGGCCCAGCAGCCUGGCCAAGCACAUUGACAAGGUGCACAGGGACGAGGCCAAAACGGAGAACCAGGCCCCGCACGGCAAGGAAGGGCCCCGAGGGAGCAGCUCCCAGCACGUGGCCAAAAUAGUGACCCAGCGGGCCUUCCGCUGCGAGACCUGCGGUGCCUCCUUCGUCAGGGACGACUCUCUGAGAUGCCACAAGAAGCAGCACAACGGCCAGAGCGAGAGCAAGAACUCAGACUUGGUCACCUUCCCGCCCGAAAGCAGUGCCCCGGGGCAUCUGGGCACCCUCUAGUUGAGCCACCGACGGUGGUCGGCUGUCCGAACGCCAGACAGAUGCCGCGGUCCCGCCCUCCGAGUGGAGGCCGCCAAGCCAGACUUGUCACCAGCUCUGGGGACGGAUGCUCCAACUUUAUAGGCCCUCAAGGCCAUGGCCGCGGGUCACUGGCGUGAGAACCGACGCCAAAGCAACAGCGUGGACACACCCCUCCACGUUGCUGUCUUUCCUCCAAACAUCGGCUCCGCAAGUCGACCAAGUCGUUCCAAGGUUGGGGGGGGUGGGGGGUCCACUGCGCACCGCUCUAUCCCAGAGGGAUAGUUUCGUGAUGGAUUCCGAUCCUAAAACUGAUCCACCUCCAAUGGAAUUAUGAAACUGUUCAGACCACGUGGAGAACUAAACUGAUGUGUAUAGUGGGGAAGGCUAAGAUGGCGGCGGGGGUGCGUUACGUGGAGGACCUGGGGCAUCUGGGAAAGUUCUAUUUCUUAACCUGGGUGGUGGUGAUGAGUGUUUGCCUUAUGCAUUCGUGUGGUUCCUUUUAUCAUUGUCUUACAAUAAAAAGGCAGACUCAGCUGUAGAAUGACGUAA